UCUUCCCACCACCAAAUCACAAACCAUUCCAUCAGAUCAAAUCCCAGCCGUUUAAUUUGAUCAUCCCAAAGAUGUUUGAGAUUAUUCAGGCGGUUUUCGCUGCCGGGGCUGCACUAGCUCUUUUGACAUUCUCCGCUAUAACCCUCGGUGGCUCAGUGGUCGCAUUUGCCAUAAGCACACCACUUUUUGUCGUUUUCAGUCCCGUUCUCGUGCCAGCGACUAUAGCCACUACAUUGCUAGCUUCAGGUUUCACAGCCUCCGGUUCCUUUGGUGCCACGGCUUUCUCCAUCCUUGCGUGGAUCUACAAGAGACGUACAGGGAGGGACCUGCCAAAAAUUCCAGGAUUGACGCCACCCGCGGCUCCGGCGUCUAAUCCAGCAGGCUCCGGCGUCUAAUCCUGCAGAAUCGGGGAAAUACGAUUUGGCGUUUCCUAAUUUGGGAUGAUGUAGGGAGGAACUUGAUCAUACUUAAUUACUGGGGUUCCAUAAAUAAAAUAAAGAUUUAUCCAUCCUCUCUUUUAUUAAAUACUAGUUACCCCCGGAUAUUUCCAAUAUCAUUCCAUUGAUGUAUAUCGUGUGUUACAAAAAGUAUAAUAAAUGUAAUCGUUUUUCUUGUACUUUUUUAAUGAAGUAAUAUCAAUGAGAUUACCAUAGAUGGAUUUUGGGA
This is a messenger RNA of Arabidopsis lyrata subsp. lyrata, 666 nucleotides long. RefSeq names its product major oleosin NAP-II. Gene Ontology annotation, cellular component: membrane; monolayer-surrounded lipid storage body; extracellular region. NCBI's taxonomy places the organism in Eukaryota, Viridiplantae, Streptophyta, Magnoliopsida, Brassicales, Brassicaceae. Gene Ontology annotation, biological process: sexual reproduction; lipid storage. The coding region runs from base 72 to 395 and encodes 107 amino acids. The record is from RefSeq and is a predicted model, not a curated record. The transcript is spliced from 2 exons.